Mytilinidion resinicola is the source of this 483-nucleotide messenger RNA. RefSeq lists its product as uncharacterized. The transcript has 4 exons. Bases 1 to 483 code for a protein of 160 amino acids. The record is from RefSeq and is a predicted model, not a curated record. Lineage: Eukaryota; Fungi; Ascomycota; Dothideomycetes; Mytilinidiales; Mytilinidiaceae.
AUGACGCUACAAUCUCGGGCAGAGAGAACUUCGUUAUUGUUAUCGAAGCUCUUAGAGUACAGGAAGGUUGAUAAGAUGAAUGGAAAUACGAUAGUGCUUACCCGAAUGGAGACAGUAGCUUGCUCCCAAAGAGACCAUCUCAAGCAUAUCCUCCAAAAAACAGGGACUGAGUCGCGAUUGACCAAGGUCCUAACGUUUAUCGCGACUGUCUAUAUGCCAGCAAAUCUUAUCGCGGCCAUUUUCUCAUCGGAUCUUGUUCACGUGCCAUCAGGCCCAGCAGAGCCUGACUUUGGGAUACUCCACGUCCGUAAAGCUAUGUGGGUAUAUGCUGUGUUAAGUGUGACGCUGUCGAGUAUCACCUUUGCAUCCAUAUUCAUAUAUAGAGUGUGGAAAUCGCGCAUCCCUAGGAAGCAGUUAGAGGCUACACUACCCAUGCUGUCGAUCAAAGAUGAAGAAAUGACCGUCAACCCUCUCCUUAUCUAA